Messenger RNA from Lytechinus pictus (painted urchin), 4137 nucleotides. Its product is annotated as YEATS domain-containing protein 4-like. The record is from RefSeq and is a predicted model, not a curated record. Lineage: Eukaryota; Metazoa; Echinodermata; Echinoidea; Temnopleuroida; Toxopneustidae. Bases 97 to 807 code for a protein of 236 amino acids. Gene Ontology annotation, biological process: regulation of DNA-templated transcription. The transcript is spliced from 7 exons.
UUUGAAGACACCGUAAUAAAAUUUUCGGAGAUUUCCCGAGAUUCGAACAACUUUUUAUACGGAUUUCUUUCUUUUCAAAGGGAAGAUAUUAUCAUCAUGUCUAUUGGAAUGACAACAAUGAAAUCAAAGAUGCAAUCAGAGUACGGUCCAGAUUCAGGCGGCCGUAUAAAGGGUAUCACAAUAAUCAAGCCCAUUGUAUAUGGUAACAUCUCCCGCUACUUUGGAAAGAAACGAGAGGAGGACGGACAUACUCAUCAGUGGACUAUUUACGUCAAGCCUUACAGGAAUGAGGAUCUGUCAACGUAUGUGAAGAAAAUCCAAUUCAAACUGCACGAGAGCUACGCUAACCCUCUUCGUGUUGUCAGCAAACCACCGUAUGAAGUAACAGAAACUGGCUGGGGAGAGUUUGAGAUUACAGUCAAGAUCUUCUUUGUUGACCCAAACGAGAGACCAGUAACAGUGUACCACUUUCUAAAGCUGUUCCAGUCCAGUGCAGGUCUCGUUCUUGGGAAGAAGACCCUCUUUUCAGAGCAUUAUGAUGAAUUGAUAUUUCAAGAUCCUACCGCUAUGAUGCAACAACUGUUAACAGGAACAAGAGCUUUGACGCUGGGAUCAUAUAAACACGAAACAGAUUUUGAAGAGAACGAAGGCAAGACGGUAGCAUCCUUGCAGUCGGCUCGGAAGAAGAUCCGCCAUGAGAUCCAAGACCUCAACGAAAGACUGAAACAGAGCAAGGAGGCCAUCGCCCACUUCAAGGAGGAGAUCCGAAAACUGGAGGAGUCUGAAAUGAGCAAAGACAGAGAUUGAUGUCAGCUAGACUCCUCAAUGGAGACCAAACUGAAAGACAUGAACAGAAUGAACACAGAGCAGUGUCACCCAGGGUUCCCAUCAUUGUGAUGAGAACAGUAGCUCUUACCGCACCAGCCAGUACUUUGUCUUCUUCUUCUGUGUGGUCUCCGUCCUACAGUCCUGAAGAUUCUUGCAGAACUUGGUGGAGUGUGUGUCCCAAGGGUCAUAAAGUGCAUGUGCCAAUUAUAUACAUGCUGCAAAGUACAAACUGGAAUGGAUUAGAUGUUGCUGCAUUUUGUCAGUUGCAGACUGAUCGUGCUGUCACAACAUUUGCUGGGAGAGAGUUCCACACCUUUAUGAUUCUGGGGAAGAAGGAGCAUUGAUAAUGUUGGAUCUGUGAUUGUGGCAGCCCUCAUAGUAAGCUAUCAGGAGGACAAGGCUACUUUUUGAUAAUCACCUUUGAACAACUGUCGGUAAUAGGGGAAUUUUAAGAGCAGGGAGGCGGUUUAGGGUCCCAUCUUACACAGAGUUGCAAUUGAUCUGAUCAACCACAACUAUGGAAAGCCAGCAACGUUGUCUAAAAUGCACGUUUGUUCAAAAAAUUUCCGAUGAUUAUGGUGCAUAUACAUACAUUCAUCAUUGCAAAUUCAGUGUGGCUCCUCUUUGCUUACAAAAGUAUAUUGAGUAAAUUUCCAGUUGGAAAAAUUAUGAAAUUGGUGAAUUUCCAUAUACAUGUAGGUGAGGUCGUUCAGAUUAGUCCCAACUCUUUGCAGGACGGGAUCCCCUGGUGUACACCUAAGGCUAUAGCCUUCAUCGUCUUCGUGUAACACAAGCCCAGGUGGGCGUUUCAUAAAGCUGUUCGUCAGUUAUGAAUGACUGGUGAUCCUUUCUUGUGGUAAAUGUUAUACACCAAAUCUUUAUUCAUGUUAAUUUAUUGCCUAAGAAAUGAUCACUAUAGUCGUUCGUAACUUAUAAAGAGCGUUAUGAAACACCCGACGUGCUUGACACCGCUCUGAAGAUCAUUGUGCAGUGCUAAGGGUUAAGGAGUAACAUCAAUCCUGAGUUGUUAUGAAGGACAUGCACUAUGCGAGAGAGUGAUAUUGAUUGCAUUUUAUAUGACACCUAGACAGAUCCUUGUGAUUUGAUUGGUUGUUUGAUAUCGAUCAUUCUGUCCAUUUUACAAUGACGUCAAAUCGUGCAAUUUUGGAUCCAUUCAUCGUGCAAUUUUAGAUCCAUACGAUUUUGUCCAUUGCACUCGCGCACCGAGACUGCAGCUGCAGGCACCAACAGUGCGCAUGUUGCAAUGACGUAACAAUCAACUGACCGAACUCGCACUGCAUGAGCGUAUUUUGCAUCGAAAUUCAUUAAUUUCAUAUGAAAAAAAAAAAUCAAUUUUUAGGUGUCAUAUAAACCAAAUAAUGAAUGUUUUUUCAUUCGUGCAAUGGACAGAAUACUUAAUUCGGUGAAAGAUGAAAUAAUGAUCCAUUCAACUCGGCUACGCCUCGUUAUAUGGAUCAUUUCAUCUUUCACCUCAUGAAGUAUUCUGUCCAUUGCACUCUUAAACAGUCAUUAUGUGUAUACCACUGCACGGAAAUUUCCUAGUACAGUCGACCAAUGGUAUUGUGUGUGGUUUGUACUCAUGUCCCUGUAAAUUCUCCCAAGUAUGUAGUUAGCAAGGGAGAAAGAUGAGGGCUUAAACGAUGCAAGAUAUGCUAUCUUACUAUUCUUUGUUUUAUAUGCCUCCCCACUGAAGGUGGUACAGCUGAAUGCAUUGUUUUUUUACAGCUUUCCAUUCUUGCAAUAACGUAAGAAUCAUGAAUUGGAUGUACAUUGGCUGGCUUAUUUACUUAUUUUCAGAUGGUCUGUUGCCAACAUAUUACCCCUGUACAAGUCAUUACAAUGCUGUAAUGAGAAAGUGUCAAAAAAUGAUUUUGUAAUAAAAUAGAAAAAUGAGACAAUAUGAUUAUGAACUGUUUUUCCUUUGAUUCAUCAGGGAGCGUUUCAUGAAAGGACUUGUCAGACGUUUUAUCCGACAAGUCCCAUUUCAUCCGACAGUUGCCAUAGUAACAAUGUUUCUCAGCCAAUCAAAAUCAAGGAAAUUUGUGAGAUGUGACAACUUGUCGGACGAAAAUGUUGAUGAAACGCUCCCCAGUUAUCUAUUUAUGUAGAGGUGUUGUGGACAAGUGUUCAAACUAUGAACCAUGAGGUGCGAGAUUAAUUUUGAUGGCAGUACUUGUGCCCUUUGGGGAGGCAUGUAUUUACCUUUACCACUUUCCACCCAAGUGUAGUAAAUGGAUAGCCAGUAGGAAGACAUUUUUUUUCUCAAAUUCUUGAGCACCAAGGCAGCCCAGCUAAAGCCGGGGGUAAUAAUAAAUUUGUCAUGUUAACCCUUCAAAUACUGGGCUAUUUUGAUGUCUCAGAAGAUGGGGAAGGGCUGAUACAGCCCUCCCCCCGAAAUUUUUUUUCGGCCGUUUACCGACACACAUGUUACCCAUGGCCUUAUCUACAAAACUGAAUUCUUCGAAAAAUCUCAUUACUACUCUAAUGCUAAUUUAUGCACAAAAUCAAAGGUUUUCUGAUUCCGGUUCUCAAACUGCAUUUUUUGUUUAAUCACAGUCUCUGAUCAAAUAUCCUUUGUUUCCCUGUGUGGUUCUUAGUUUUGCAUUUAUUUUUCUUUUUUAUUCUUGUUUUUUUCGAUGGAAAUCCUCAGCAUCUUUAUAUUUAUCUUCAUAGACAAGAUUAAAUUUUAAUUGAGUGUAGUCAGUAAGAGUUGAAAUGAUGGUAUGAAUUUUGGCUAAAACACAAUUUAAAUUAGAUCUGUACAUUAAUUCAAGUUUUGAGAAAAUUUUGGUCUGACAUACUGUGCAUAUUCGGUCUCAAAAGUAGUUGCGCGAGACUUGGAAAAAAAAAUUCUCUGAACAAGGCGGCACCAGGUUCUUAUGUUACAGAUUUAUUGUGAAAAAAUUGGAGGGGGGUACCUUCCGUAGUGACUCCCAUGGGCCUGGGUGAGAUCAUAUUGCACAAUCCAGUGGCGUAAUGAGCCAAAAAUUUUGAGGGAGCUCGAUAUGGCAUGUCGGGCAAAAUUUACAAAAGUUGUGAGCGAGCAAAAAUUUCAAUAUUUUUUUUUAAAUCUUAUUUUGUGAUAGAUUUUGUCAUUAAUUAAUAUAUUUCACCCUUCCCUCUUUCCUUCUUUUUCUCUUUUUUUUUUGACGAAUUUGGGGUAAGCGCCCCCAAGCCCCCCCUCCUCAUUUGUACACCAAUGCUACAAUCAUGUGUUACAUUUAUGUAAGUAAAAAAGUAGUUUCUAGAUUGGGAAAAUGUAUAAUUUGUUAUGUGAAAAUAUACAGA